AUGUGUAAAGGUUGUACUAAAGAAUGUAAUUCAAUGGGAGGUUAUAGUUCUUGCUACGUACCUAAAAAAACUUCAAGUUGCAGAGAUGUAGGAAAAAAUUGUGCAUCAUUUGCACCCCUUUGUACACAUUAUCUAUACAGAGUUAGUUUAGCAAAAAUAUGUUCUUCUACAUGUAAUACUUGUAAUGGAAAACCAGCAACAAUUCCUCCACCAACUACAACUACAACAAGAAGAUCAGCAACAAGCAAACCGUCAACAACUUUAGAAACGUCAUCGAUAUCAACUACUGGUGGAAGUUCAACUACAGAUGCAAGUUCAACUACUGGUGCAAGUUCAACUACUGGUGCAAGUUCAACUACUGAUGCAAGUUCAACUACUGCAACAUCUACAACAGCAAUACCUUAA
Messenger RNA from Strongyloides ratti, 405 nucleotides. RefSeq lists its product as hypothetical. The transcript has a single exon. The record is from RefSeq and is a predicted model, not a curated record. Bases 1 to 405 code for a protein of 134 amino acids. Lineage: Eukaryota; Metazoa; Nematoda; Chromadorea; Rhabditida; Strongyloididae.